UUCGUCCUAUAAGCUCUUUCUCUCUGUCUGUCCGACUCUCUUUCUCUCCUCGUCAUCUUCGAUUUACUCAUCGUCGUUGUACCUCGUGCAUAUAUAAAGAGGAAGGACGAGGGUAGUAGCUGUGCGCGCACAUUUUCAUUGAACCUUGAAAAAAGAGUCUCUCCUGCAGCAGCAGCAGCAGCAGCCACUGCUCUAUGUUAGUGUGACUCUCGCUCUCGCUCUCUGUGUUCGUGUGUGCGUGCUUAUACAUCAACUCUCCUCUCGUUCGGUCGCUGUGUGUAUACAUUAUAAAGCUGCGACUCCGUUAGCCUUCGCAACUCUCCCUUCCCUCCUCCCUAUACUAACGCGUGUAUAUACUCGGUCCAAAAUCUACACAUCCUCCCCCGCGAGUGAAUCGUCGUCGUCGUCGUCGUCGAAUCGCGUUACACACGCGUACCACAAUAUAUAUAUCCAGCAUCAGCAGCAGCAGCAGUAGCUAUUAAUUAGUGCGCGUCGUCCGCCGAAAGCCCGACUUGCUGCCACAGUGUGUGCACGAAGACAUGCGCGCCCAUUCAGGGACGCGGACGCACAUUACUGUAAGCUGGACUAGCUCCCCCAAGGCAGCAGCAGCAGCAGCUGAGCAAGAGCAGCUACAACAACAACAGAAAUCGACGACGACGUCUGCACUCGAGGCCAUUGACGACGCCGCCGCCGCCGCCGAGUUGCUGCUGUCCCCCAGCGCGACGAGGCUCAUAUGGUCGUGGUGCUGCUGCUGAUCCUAGCCGAGCACCUUCGGCUUUUUAAGCGGGGUCUGGUAAGCCGGAGAGCUUGCUGGCGCUGGACGACCAUGUGGCUGACCAACGGGCCGCGAGGCGCCCAAUCCACCCAGACGCAGCAGCCCAGCCUGGACGAGCACUUCAGCGCUCUGAUGGAGUCGAUCAAGCGCGCGCCCCAGGACGGCCGCAUGGACUACGAGGUCCAGCUCAAUCUCGAGCGUCUCAAGCCCGAGCAGCGUCGGGCCCUGGUCAGUCGAACCAAGGACGGCUGCGCCCCGCUCUUCCUGGCCUGCAAACGGGGCUGCCUGGAGAUCGUCGACUAUCUCGUGGGGGUGUGCGGGGCCGACAUCGAGCAGCGCGGCCUCUACGAGGUGCCGGACGAUAGGUCGGUGCACUGCGUGACGCCGCUGUGGUGCGCCGCCGUCUCGGGCAAGCUCGAGGUGCUCAGGUAUCUGGUCGCCCACGGCGCCGAGGUCAACGCCGUCUCGGAUUCCGGCUCGACCCCCGUGAGAUCGGCCUGCUUCAUGACGCAUCUCAACGUGGUGUCGUACCUGGUGCAGAACGGCGCGGACAUCCUCAAGACGAAUUACAACGGCGGCACCUGCCUCAUCAAUUCCGUGCAGAGCGUCGAUCUCUGCCUGUUUCUGCUCGAGCACGGGGUCGACGUCAACGCCACCGACAUCCAAAGCAAGACGGCCCUGCACUACGCCAUACAGGAGCACCGCUUCGAGACGACCAAGCUGCUGCUGGACUACAACGCCGAUCCGCAUCUGCGCUCGCGCUACAACGACGACGCGCUGCAGACGGCCUGUCUCAAGGGUGCCACGCAGAUCUUCGAUUACUUGAUCGAGCACGUGGAGUACAGCAAGGAGCGGCUCGCGGAUGCGCACGAGCUCAUCGGUUCGACCCUGUUCGACGAGCACGCCGACUCGCAGUCGGCCCUGUCCUACUGGCGCCGUGCCAUACACAUACGCAACAACGGCGGCCUGGACGGCCAGCCGAUACCCAAGAGGCCGGUGUCGCCGUCCUGGGACACGUUCCUCAACGCCACCGAGUUCAGCAGCCUCGAGGAGCUGGACACGGUCAUGCUGGAUCUGGACGCGGUGCGCAUGCAGAGCCUGCUCAUCUGCGAGCGGAUCCUCGGCCCGCAUCACAAGGACACGCUGUUCCGGCUCAUGUAUCGGGGCGCCUCGUACGCCGACGCUUUACGUUAUCAGUAUUGUAUAGACAUGUGGAAACGAGCUUUGGAAAUUCGAGUGGAGAAGGACUCCAUUUUAUACUCCGAUACCUGUUUCACGGCUCAGGCAUUGGUUAGGCUUAUGGUAGAUUUAAACGAGAAAACUGUAGAAAUAGAUCGUAACCGAGAGAAGACGGAGCCAAGAUUCUGUGAUGUUGUGGCGAUUUUCAAAUUGUUCUCGAGCAAUCUCACCGAAGCGAGACAGCUGCUACAGCAACGUCCAGUGUACAAAAGACAGAAGGAGAGCUAUAACCGAAUUUUGAAGUGCGUCACACAUUUGAUAUAUUUGCUACUGGAAACCGCGCAGACGGAGGAGGAGCAGACGGAAAUGCGGCAACUGAUCCGAGAAUUAGUCAGGAUAAAUCCCAAAUCGCUGUACACGGAGGACACGCUGCUGCAUCUGUGCGUCUCCAGUCUGAAUACCAUUCAUUCUAAUUACUUCGCGGCGGACGACAUACACAAAAUAUUUCCUCAUUACGGAGUCGUCAAGCUUCUUCUGGAGUGCGGUGCUCCCAUUAAUGCCAAGAACGAAUCUCGAUCGACGCCUCUGCACAUAGCUAGUAAUAUUUACAAUUUUCAUAAUAAGUUAAUUAAGUUAUUGUUGGACCACGGAGCACACUUGGACACGCCGAAUCUCGUUGGGGACACACCCGCUCGAAUGAUAUCCUCGAACGCCGUCAACGACAUCAAUCUUGUAAAUUAUCUAACUCUUCAGUGCCAUGCGGCUCAGGCUAUUUGCAAGUAUGGUAUUGAAUGCAAGGAACUGCCUGUGACGCUACAUCGUUUUAUCGAGUUACACGAGAAAUAAUUUUUCUUUUAUUUUUUAUUUUUUUGUUUUUUUAAUAUUUACAUGAUCGUGUAAUUUAGCUGAAUUAAUUUCAUUUUUGUCAUUUGCGAAAUCGAGUGAUUGUAAAAGAAUAAAAAAAAAGUCCCACAGAUGAACUAUUUGCAAGAACAUAUUCAAAGCAAUAGGAAAUAACGCUCUAGGUUUAUGUGAACUUUUUAUAGUUUUUUAUUGUGACUUCGUCUACUACUUCUUGAGUUAAAAAAAAUAAACACCAAACUCCACUACGGUUUCUAGCUUUAUAUUUCCGAUUAGUAGCUUUGUACAAAUUUUAAAUUAUUUCGUUCUGCUUCAAGUUUGAGAAACGUGAAAAACUGAGCUAAAUAAUUUUACUAGACAUGUCUUUGUAUAUGUAACUUUUUAUUAAAAAAAAAAAAAAAGGCUGGAGAAUGUCGUAGGACUCUGCGAAGACUACACACGUGAUAUCUAAUUAAUUACAUACAUAAGUCUUAAAUAUGUUGCGUUAAAAUAAAAACGUUUUCAUUAGUGAGAAUGAAUCUAAUAAAAGUGAGCGUAUAAUUUGAUUGAUUGAACGGAAAAAAGAAUGUCGAAAUGCCAUACACCGACGAGAUUAUUUCUCGUUGAUGUUCAAAAAACUAUGCACUUCCAUGCUGUAAUUUAUUUUAUUUUUCAGCCUAUAGCAGAUAAGUCAGGGCACUAUGCCACAGGUUAUACAUUAAAGUUAAAACGAUAUUUUAAAAAUAUCCAGUAGUUUGUAUUUAUUCGUUUCAUUUAUAUGCCAACAUGUUAACUGUAUAAUAGUUAUCUGAUGAAUCAGAAAUUAAAACAAUCAUUGUAGAAGUAUAUGUACAACAUUUAAAAUUUAAAUUUUAACGCUAGUCAAUCCUUCGUUCUUAUAAUAAAAAAAUGUUUAUUUUCAAUGAAAA
Trichogramma pretiosum is the source of this 3723-nucleotide messenger RNA. Its product is annotated as protein fem-1 homolog C. The coding region runs from base 734 to 2800 and encodes 688 amino acids. The record is from RefSeq and is a predicted model, not a curated record. NCBI's taxonomy places the organism in Eukaryota, Metazoa, Arthropoda, Insecta, Hymenoptera, Trichogrammatidae. Gene Ontology annotation, molecular function: protein binding. The transcript has 9 exons.